This is a messenger RNA of Arabidopsis arenosa, 3111 nucleotides long. NCBI's taxonomy places the organism in Eukaryota, Viridiplantae, Streptophyta, Magnoliopsida, Brassicales, Brassicaceae. The record is from the annotation of a GenBank genome assembly.
GCUAAUCUCCUGUGUCGGUCCCCUCUAUCUUUUCUUAGUUCUCUCCCAACAAUGGCAGAACGACUUUGUACCUUUUUUUGCUUUGUUUGAAUUUCGACUCUUGCUAGAAAGUUUCAAAGGAUCUGGCUUUCCAUAAAAAGAAAAAGGGGUCUUUGACAAAAAAAAUAGAAUCUGGGUUUCGUGGGGUUACUCUUGAGGAAGAAGAAUAAGACGAUGAGGGUAGAGAAAAUGAAAGGCUUGGUUUUUGGUUUGGUGAUGGUUGUUUUCAUGCUACUCGGUUUUGUUUCUCCAAUGAACAACAACGAAGGAAAAGCGUUGAUGGCGAUAAAAGCCUCAUUCAGCAACGUGGCGAAUUUGCUUCUUGAUUGGGACGAUGUUCACAACAAUGACUUUUGUUCUUGGAGAGGUGUUUUCUGUGAUAACGUUAGCCUCACCGUUGUCUCUCUUAAUCUGUCAAAUCUGAAUCUUGGUGGGGAGAUAUCAUCAGCCCUUGGAGAUUUAAGGAAUCUGCAGUCAAUAGACUUGCAAGGAAAUAAAUUGGGUGGUCAAAUUCCAGAUGAGAUUGGAAACUGUGCUUCUCUUGCUUAUGUGGAUUUCUCCACUAAUUCAUUGUUUGGAGACAUACCGUUUUCAAUCUCUAAACUCAAACAGCUGGAGUUUCUGAACCUGAAGAAUAAUCAGCUCACUGGUCCAAUACCAGCAACCUUAACUCAGAUUCCAAACCUUAAGACCCUUGACCUUGCAAGAAACCAGCUAACUGGUGAGAUUCCAAGGUUACUCUACUGGAAUGAAGUUUUACAGUAUCUCGGUUUACGUGGGAAUAUGUUAACUGGGACAUUGUCUCCUGAUAUGUGUCAGCUUACGGGUCUGUGGUACUUUGAUAUGAGAGGCAACAACCUAACUGGAACUAUCCCUGAUGGCAUUGGAAACUGCACAAGUUUUGAAAUCCUGGAUGUAUCUUAUAAUCAGAUUACUGGAGUAAUACCCUACAAUAUCGGUUUCCUCCAAGUAGCUACUCUGUCACUUCAAGGAAAUAGGUUAACUGGUAGAAUUCCGGAAGUGAUUGGACUGAUGCAGGCUCUUGCUGUUUUGGAUUUGAGUGACAAUCAAUUAACUGGCCCUAUCCCACCAAUACUUGGGAAUCUCUCUUUCACUGGAAAACUGUAUCUCCAUGGCAACAAGCUCACCGGACAAAUUCCACCUGAGCUUGGCAAUAUGUCACGACUCAGCUAUUUGCAACUAAAUGAUAAUGAACUAGUGGGAAACAUCCCACCUGAGCUUGGGAAGCUGGAACAAUUGUUCGAACUGAAUCUCGCAAACAACCAUCUUGUUGGGCCGAUUCCAUCUAACAUUAGUUCCUGUGCUGCCUUGAAUCAAUUCAAUGUGCAUGGGAACUUCCUGACUGGAUCUAUACCACUUGAAUUCCGGAAUCUUGGAAGCUUGACUUCUCUGAAUCUUUCUUCAAACAGUUUCAAGGGCAAAAUACCUGCUGAGCUUGGCCAUAUUAUCAAUCUUGACACGUUGGAUCUAUCUGGCAACAAUUUCUCAGGGUCAAUACCAUUAACACUUGGUGAUCUUGAGCAUCUUCUCAUCUUAAACUUGAGCAGAAAUCAUCUCAAUGGGACAUUGCCUGCAGAGUUUGGGAACCUCCGAAGCAUUCAGAUCAUCGAUGUCUCAUUCAAUUUUCUUGCCGGUGUUAUUCCAACAGAACUUGGCCAGUUGCAGAACAUAAACUCUCUGAUACUGAACAACAACAAGAUUCAUGGGAAAAUCCCUGAUCAGCUAACUAACUGCUUCAGUCUUGCCAAUCUGAACAUCUCCUUCAAUAAUCUAUCUGGAAUCAUCCCACCUAUGAAGAACUUUUCACGUUUUGCCCCGGCCAGCUUCUUUGGAAAUCCAUUUCUCUGCGGGAACUGGAUUGGAUCAAUCUGUGGCCCAUCUUUGCCCAAGUCUCGAGUAUUCACCAGAGUUGCCGUGAUUUGUAUGGUUCUCGGUUUCAUCACUCUCAUAUGCAUGAUAUUCAUUGCGGUUUACAAGUCAAAGCAGCAGAAACCAGUCUUGAAAGGCUCUUCAAAACAACCAGAAGGGUCAACGAAGCUGGUGAUUCUUCACAUGGACAUGGCUAUUCACACGUUUGAUGAUAUCAUGAGAGUUACAGAAAACCUCAGCGAGAAAUACAUCAUUGGAUACGGUGCUUCUAGCACGGUUUACAAGUGCACCUCCAAAAGUUCCCGACCUAUUGCCAUUAAGCGAAUCUACAAUCAAUAUCCCAACAACUUCCGCGAGUUUGAGACAGAGCUCGAGACCAUUGGGAGCAUCAGACACAGAAACAUAGUAAGCUUGCACGGAUACGCCUUGUCUCCCUUUGGCAACCUCCUCUUCUACGACUACAUGGAAAAUGGCUCUCUUUGGGAUCUUCUCCAUGGGCCUGGGAAGAAAGUGAAGCUUGACUGGGAAACAAGACUCAAUAUAGCAGUUGGAGCGGCGCAAGGACUUGCAUAUCUUCACCAUGACUGCACUCCUAGGAUAAUCCAUCGGGACAUCAACUUCGGUAUUGUCCUUCUUGAACUUCUGACUGGGAAGAAGGCUGUGGAUAACGAGGCCAACUUGCAUCAAAUGAUACUGUCGAAAGCAGAUGAUAAUACAGUGAUGGAAGCUGUUGAUGCAGAGGUUUCAGUGACGUGCAUGGACUCAGGACACAUCAAGAAGACAUUUCAGCUAGCCCUCUUGUGCACCAAGCGAAACCCUUUGGAGAGGCCCACAAUGCAGGAGGUCUCUAGGGUUCUGCUCUCUCUUCUCCCAUCUCCACCUCCAAAAAAGUUACCUUCUCCUGAGAAACUGCAGGAAGGGGAAGAACGACGUGAGAGCCACUCUUCAGAUACAACAACCCCACAGUGGUUUGUUCAGUUCCGUGAAGAUAUCUCCAAAAGUAGCUUAUAAGAUACUAACUUUUAGGGUUCCCUCUAUGGCUCUAUUUACUCCUUUUCUGUUUUGUUUUCUUGUAUGACAAGAAAGAUCGGAGGGGCAGGUUUUUAAUGUGAUUUAGGGCUAGUAUGAGGGGUAUUUUGGGAAGGGAGGUAAAAUUGAAGGCAUUAAAGAUAAGAACAUGGG